Osmia lignaria (orchard mason bee) is the source of this 2195-nucleotide messenger RNA. RefSeq lists its product as uncharacterized. Lineage: Eukaryota; Metazoa; Arthropoda; Insecta; Hymenoptera; Megachilidae. The record is from RefSeq and is a predicted model, not a curated record.
ACUCGGGACUGGUAGUCGCGACGCGUGCAUCGCUCUAAAGAGGAUAACGAUAAACCGCGCGUUAUCGCGACCGAUUUCACACGCGUUCAACUUAAUAAUCCUCCAAGGUAGUUCAACGUUCGUGCUAAUUCCUCGAUGGCUAUUAGAGUUCUAUGAUUAUUCGUGAAAGACGAGCUGAAUCAUCGAUAUUCAAAAGUGAACUUCACAGACGAUUUAUAAGACUCGUUGCAAGCGUUCAAAGAAAAUUAUCAGUGUUCCACUUCCAGCAAGAUAGCCAAGAUAAUCGAGACUGUAUAUCAGGUCACCGUCCUCGAUCUUCGUCGUAGCGUUUCGUUCGCGCCUGCCAUCCUGAUACACUCGUCCGGCAACGAGACGUUGUCUGUCCGGUUGAUCGCGUGGUUUCCCGCAUCAUGAAGUCUCACGAGGCCUGGGAACGAAGCAUCGAGUUCAUCGAGCACCAUCUGAUCCCGGAGAUGGUUCAAGAUCGGUGUUUCUGCGUGCCGAAUUCCAGGGAAUUUGUCGAGCUCGAAUCGGCCGUGGUUCGCCUGGACGAAGUGAGUCGAACCAGCGAGAUUUAUCGCGCGACGAUCGUCCUCCUGUUUUCCGGCGAGCCUUGCACUAUAUCUUUGCUGGUGAAGCUGCUCCCCGAGGGAAUGGAGCAGAACACGAUCGCUUUCGACGCGUUUCAAAACGAAGAAAUGUUCUAUUCGAAGAUGACGCUCCAGUACGGCACUGAUUUCGUCCCGAAAUCUUAUCUGUCCGAUCUAGGCAGGUACGGCAGACCGGUGCUCGUCUUCGAGGACCUGGACGCGGCUGGUUACUUGCAGGUGGACGGCCAAUUGGACGACGACCACUUGAAAUUGUGCGCCAAGCUUUUAGGAAAGUUCCAUGCCACAGGCUUGAGAUUGAAGGCCAGUGAACCGAAUAUCUUCAGAGAAUUCCAAGCGAAAUUGCUGGAAAUAGUUCUCAACGAGGAGACGAUCGAGCGUUACGAGAAGAGAUCGUCCAGGAUGACCGAUAUCCUCGAGUCGAUGCCAAACUCACGAUUAACGGGGGAGGUGAAGAGGAGGUUAGACAACAGCCCGGUGGAGACGUUGAAGAACGUGUUGGGAGACGUGAACGACGUGUCUACGAUAUGCCAUGGUCAUUUUUCACACGAUAAUCUGCUGUUCAAAUACGAGAAUGGGAAACCGAUCGACGCGAAGGUGAUCGACUGGCAAACAAUGAGAUAUUGUUCACCGGCUGUCGACCUAGGACCCAUUCUACUGUAUAACGUGUCCCAUGAAAACGGACCUUCGAAGGUGCAAGAAAUUUUAACGUUGUACGUCGACACGGUGAAAUCCGAAUAUCCAGAGGUACCCGGCGAAAAAUUGAGAGAAGACAUCGCGGACAAGUUCAUUUUCGUCUGUUUCGUUCUAUCAUUGCAAGAGCACAUCACUGAUGACGAACUUACGCGGAUCUUGUUGUUGGUCGAAAAAUUGUACGAUUCUGUUUAAACUAGCUGUUAUCGUUAAUUUAUUUACCCUUCUACAAGAUAUUUAUCUAAUAGACUGCAUACCGUUUCGUCGAUUCUAUUUUUAUGGUUGUGAAUAAUAAAAAUCUGUACGUGGUUUUUUUUUUUUAUAACAGAAACUGACGAUUAUGAAUGAGUUGAUUUAUCAAGAAAACAUUGAUUCAAUGACACUCGUGUAAUUUACGUAGAAUUGUCAGAAAGGUAACAAGUGUACCGAUACCUGUAAACGACAGUGCGGCUCGAAUAGAAUGGCCGGUUUGUUCGCAGCUGUUACGGCGUACACAACAGCAUCGGUGUUGUUCCGUGAAACGUAAACGGUUACUUCGGCCCGCGAGUAAUGUUCCGAAUGAAAAAUGCAGUUCGAGCACGGUGUUUCGGGCACAGAUUUAUGUACACGCGGUCGACGCAUUCGUUAUCCGGUAUCAAACGGUUCGCUUACUCGUUUCUUUCCUUUCCAACUUACUCCCUAGUCUUUUACAACAACCAUAGACGCUUACGGUUCAUCGCUAUUGUGAUAUCCCGUGAAAUUUACCAUCUAACGAAUCGAGCUCUGAACGUAAACAAAUCGUUUCGAGAUAGAAUAUCUCUAUUUCUUCUUCCUCGAAAGACAUAGAUUUCUGUUACUCUUCUUGAGGAGCUGAAACGUUUCACAGUUAUUAAUAAAGGUUAGAUGCUUGGAGAA